GUGCGGUCUUCCCGUCUGGAUCGAGCGAGGGUCAUGCUCUUUGAGUGGAGUGGGAUCGAGAUUUGGCCGGACGCCGAUUGCACGCCGCCGCCGUCCCGAUGUGGGGCCCUUUUCCGGACACCGGGAAUGUCCGGCCGGGAGCGAUGAACCAGCUGGACGCUCCGCGGCCUCUCAACUGGACCAUCCGGAAACUGUGCCAUGCCGCCUUCCUGCCUUCAGUGCGACUGCUUAAGGCGCAGAAGUCGUGGAUCGAGAGAGCGUUCAGCAAGCGAGAAUGUGUCCACAUCAUCGUCAGCGCCAAAGACCCCCACAGGUGCUGUUGCGGGCGUCUCAUUGGCCAGCACGUGGGCCUGCCCCCCAGCAUCUCGUCCAACCAGAAUGACAAGACGGAGCGCGUGACGAAGAGUGACGGAUUGUCUGAGAAAUGGUCCAUCAGCAAGCACACGCAGCUGAGCCCCACUGACGCCUUCGGGACCAUCGAGUUCCAGGGCGGGGGCCACUCCAACAAAGCGAUGUACGUACGCGUGUCGUACGACACGAAGCCGGAUCUGUUGCUGCACCUGAUGACCAAGGAGUGGCAGCUGGAGCUUCCCAAGCUGCUCAUCUCCGUGCACGGUGGCCUGCAGAACUUCGAGCUGCAGCCCAAGCUCAAGCAGGUGUUCGGGAAGGGGCUCAUCAAGGCUGCCAUGACGACCGGCGCCUGGAUCUUCACGGGAGGCGUCAACACGGGGGUCAUCCGACACGUGGGAGAUGCACUGAAAGAUCACGCCUCGAAAUCCAGGGGCAAGAUCUGCACCAUCGGUAUCGCCCCCUGGGGUAUAGUGGAGAACCAGGAGGACCUCGUGGGCAAAGACGUGGUCCGCCCAUACCAGACCAUGUCAAACCCGCUGAGUAAGCUCACUGUCCUCAAUAGCCUGCAUUCCCACUUCAUCCUGGCCGACAACGGCACCACGGGCAAGUACGGAGCCGAGGUGAAGCUCCGUCGGCAGCUUGAGAAGCACAUCUCCCUGCAGAAGAUCAACACACGGAUCGGCCAGGGCGUGCCCGUGGUGGCUCUGAUCGUGGAGGGCGGUCCUAACGUCAUCUCCAUCGUGCUGGAGUACCUGAGGGACACGCCGCCCGUCCCCGUGGUGGUGUGCGAUGGCAGCGGGCGCGCCUCCGACAUCCUGGCCUUCGGCCACAAGUACUCCGAGGAGGGAGGGCUGAUAAACGAGUCCUUGCGUGACCAGCUGCUGGUCACCAUCCAGAAGACCUUCACGUACAGCCGCUCACAGGCCCAGCACCUCUUCAUCAUCCUCAUGGAGUGCAUGAAGAAGAAGGAGUUGAUCACAGUCUUCCGGAUGGGUUCAGAAGGCCACCAAGAUAUUGACCUGGCUAUCCUCACAGCUUUACUGAAAGGUGCCAACGCGUCUGCCCCUGACCAGCUGAGCCUAGCUCUGGCCUGGAACCGCGUGGACAUCGCCCGCAGCCAGAUCUUCAUCUACGGACAGCAGUGGCCGGUGGGCUCCCUGGAGCAGGCCAUGCUGGACGCCCUGGUACUGGACCGCGUGGACUUCGUCAAGCUGCUGAUCGAGAACGGCGUUAGCAUGCACCGCUUCCUCACGCUGUCCCGGCUGGAGGAGCUCUACAACACAAGGCACGGACCUUCCAACACCCUGUACCAUCUCGUCAGAGAUGUGAAAAAGGGUAACCUUCCACCUGACUACCGGAUCAGUCUGAUUGACAUCGGAUUGGUCAUCGAGUACCUGAUGGGUGGAGCUUAUCGUUGCAACUACACGCGCAAGAGAUUUCGAACUCUCUACCACAAUCUCUUCGGCCCUAAGAGGCCAAAGGCCCUGAAGCUGCUUGGGAUGGAGGACGACAUGCCGAUCCGCCGGGGCCGCCAGAAGACGACGCGCAAGCGCGAGGAGGAGGUGGACAUCGAUUUGGAUGACCCGGAAAUCAACCACUUCCUGUUCCCCUUCCACGAGCUGAUGGUGUGGGCGGUACUGCUGAAGAGGCAGAAGAUGGCACUGUUCUUCUGGCAGCAUGGUGAAGAGGCCAUGGCCAAGGCGCUUGUGGCCUGCAAGCUGUGCAAGGCCAUGGCGCACGAGGCCUCGGAGAACGACAUGGUUGACGACAUCUCGCAGGAGCUCAACCACAACUCCAGGGAGUUCGGGCAGCUGGCUGUGGAGCUCCUGGACCAGUCGUACAAGCAGGAUGAGCAGAUGGCCAUGAAGCUGCUGACCUAUGAGCUGAAGAACUGGAGCAACGCAACGUGCCUGCAGCUGGCUGUGGCAGCCAAGCACCGCGACUUCAUCGCCCACACCUGCAGCCAGAUGCUGCUCACCGACAUGUGGAUGGGGCGCCUGCGCAUGCGCAAGAACUCCGGCCUCAAGGUGAUCCUCGGCCUCCUCCUGCCACCGUCCAUCCUGAGCCUGGAGUUUAAGAACAAGGACGAGAUGUCGUACGUUCCUCAGGAGCAGGAGGCCUACCUGCAGGAGAAGGAGUCGGACGAGGCCGACAAAGCAGCAAAAGAAAAGGACGAUGAGGACAUGGAGUUCACCGUAAGGGCAUACUGUGAGGCGCAGUACAACUCCGUGGCCAUGCUGGGGACCGUCAGCUCCGAAGCGUCGCGCAAGAAGGCCGCGGAGCAGGCACAGAACCGCCACCGGCUGAUCCCCGCGGGCCGCAAGAUCUAUGAGUUUUACAACGCCCCCAUCGUCAAGUUCUGGUUCCACACGAUGGCCUACGUGGGCUACCUGAUGCUGUUCAACUACAUCGUGCUGGUGAAGAUGGACCUUUGGCCUUCACGGCAGGAGUGGAUCGUGAUUGGCUACAUUUCACAAAUGGUAGAGAAAAUGAGAGAGAUUCUGAUGUCGGAGCCUGGUAAGAUACUGCAGAAAGUGAAAGUGUGGCUGCAGGAAUACUGGAACAUCACUGACCUCAUGGCCAUUCUCAUCUUCUCCAUUGGCAUGGUGCUCCGCCUCCAGGACCCGCCCCUCAUGAGUUAUGGGCGGGUCAUCUACUGUGUCAAUAUCAUCUAUUGGUACAUCCGCCUGCUCGAUAUCUUCGGAGUAAAUAAAUACUUGGGCCCCUACGUGAUGAUGAUUGGCAAGAUGAUGAUUGACAUGAUGUACUUUGUGAUCAUCAUGUUGGUGGUCCUGAUGAGCUUCGGGGUGGCGAGACAGGCCAUCCUGAACCCCAAUGAGGACCCCUCCUGGAUGCUGGCGCGGAACAUCUUCUUCAUGCCGUACUGGAUGAUCUAUGGCGAGGUCUUCGCCGACCAGAUCGACCAUGUCAAUAGUAGGAAGCUACAGACCAGGCUGAACGAAAAACUCUGGCCGGUCGAAAAUUACAUUCGUGCUCAAGGAACUGGGCGUAACAGUGGUCCAUCCCACAUAGCGCCCUGCGGCCAGAACGUCACCACUGAGGACGGGGCCAUCGUGACCCUGCCCCCGUGCAAGACCGGAGCGUGGAUUGUCCCCGCCAUCAUGGCCUGCUACUUACUCGUGGCCAACAUCCUUCUGGUCAAUCUGCUCAUCGCUGUGUUCAACAACACCUUCUUCGAGGUGAAGUCCAUCUCCAACCAGGUGUGGAAGUUCCAGCGGUACCAGCUCAUCAUGACCUUCCAUGAACGUCCUGUGCUUCCUCCUCCCCUCAUCAUCUUCAGUCACAUGACCAUGGUCCUGAAGCAUCUGUGCUGUCGCUGGAGAAAGCACGACGAUGAUGAGCGGGACUUCGGCUUGAAACUCUUCAUCACGGAAGAUGAGCUGAAGAAAGUCCACGACUUUGAAGAGCAGUGCAUUGAGGAGUAUUUCCGAGAGAAGGACGACCGCUUCAACUCCUCCAACGACGAGAGGAUACGCGUGACAUCCGAAAGGGUGGAGAACAUGGCCAUGCGUCUGGAGGAGGUCAACGAGCGCGAGCACUUCAUGAAGGCCUCCCUGCAGACCGUGGACAUCCGCCUGGCCCAGAUGGAGGAGCUGAUCGGCCGCAUGGCCGCCGCCCUGGAGAGGGUGGCGGGGGUGGAGCGUGGCGAGAUGAACAGAGCACGCUCCAGGACCUCCUCUGACUGCACCGACACAAACUACAUCCUGAGGCAGGGCAGCUUCAACAGCCAGGAGGGCAACGCCGCCUACCGGCUGCAGGAGUCUCUGGAGCAGGGCGGCGAAGAGUCGCUCUCACCCACCUCACCUACAGCGCUAGUGCCGAGGGCACGGAGCCACUCCUUCUACGUGGGGCACGCCUCCAGGGAGAGGUGUGGGCCGGACCGCACGGAGGGUAUCUUCAAGGAGCGCUCCUUGAGCUUGCACCGAGCCAACAGCUCGCAGUCCGUUUCGUCGGGGGCUGGCCCCAAAGAGUGCAGGCCUGCCCCUCUGAACACGCUGUCAGUUCAGCAACAACAUCGACCUUCGUCCUGUAUAGAUAUAUACGUGUCGACUUCAGAAGAGGCCCCGCCCACAGAGACCUUCCUGGAGCCAAUCAGGAUGCUCCCUCCACUUGCACGAGACUCCUCCCUCCAGUCCGAGAUCAUUGAAGGGGCGCUAUCCGGGGGGCGGGACUACGGGGUAAGGGCGGGGCCAAGCGAAAGACAACCAGACGGCACAGUCCUAUUCGAGGACAGUGCCGCCGCUGACCUAUCGCUGUGCUCCGCCCACCUGCUACCAGAAUCCCUUCCCCCCUGGGACCCAGAUCCAUCCCCUCCGCCGUCGGCGGGCAUCCUGGAACGUUCCAAGAGCAGCCGCUUCCUCUCGGCAGCGGGGCACCUGUUCCUGGAUGAGCCGCCGCUGGUGAAGUCCCACAGCCUGAUGUUCCCCCUGCGUGGUUACUAUGGCGGCAUGGGUGUGCAGGUGAAGGCGGCCGAGUACACCAGCAUCACGGACUGCAUCGAUACGCGCUGCGUCUCCGCCCCGUACCCGGCGCCCGAGCGCUCCGACUCCCCCAGCGGCUCAUUCACCUUCGAGAAGCCUCAGGACAUGGGCGUCUCACACCCGGAGCGGGACGCGGAGCUGAGCCACGCCGAGUCCGACCCCGAGGAGUCUGCCGAGGGCCCGGCCAAUGCCGGCAGGCCCUGCCCCGGCGGGAGCGGAGGGGGCGGCAUGGCCAUGGACCUGGGCCUGGGCCUGGCUCUCGGGCCCUUCUGCUCUCCGCUGUCCAGGUUGGAGCGGGCCAACAGCUGCUCCUCAUCAGAGGACUCUCACUCCAACAUCUACGCCCGGAAGAGCUUCUCCAUCGGCGAGCGCAUGGACAAGGGCCGCAGCGGCUCCAGGAAUCCAUUCCAGAGGAGCAAGUCUGGCGCCAGGCCCGAGGGGAAGAAGGACACACUCUCCCUGAGGAAGCUGGCUAAACCCUCAGCCUUCCAGAGCUUCGACGGCAGGCACAACCUCACGUGAUGACAGUGGAGGUUACGGAUCAUGACGUCAUAGAGCUACUGUAGUAUGCGUAGGAUGGAGAAAGGGGCUCUAACUUGUUCGUUGUCCAAGGGCCCAUCCAUCAAGCAGUCAGCACUGUUUGGGUGAAUUAUGUGCUCCACAUUGUAAUGGUCUGUGAUGGUGAGCAAAUUAGCGCACUAUGACGCCGUAGUACAUGUCUGGAUUUUCUUCAGUUAGACGAACAUUGCCAACUGGCUAAAAAUGGUUCCUUUGAACUGCUAAUGUCUAAUGUUCAUUCUUUUCUGUGGUUUGGGGUGGAAAUAGAAGAGCAGACUUCAAAUGCAUUUUCUAUAGAAGAACAGGGCAUUCCCUACACAGUUUAGAUCUAAACAGAAUGACUUUCCUCUCUCUCUACUCUAAUCAAGACCAAUGGAAAAUACAUCUUAAUAUUUUGAUUUCUCCUAUCCAUGUUUUAAUCACAUUGAUUGUGGUUCGAAAUCUAACUCAGCUUAAACCUUAAAAGGAAAUACUGAAAUAUUUUUUAAGAAGGAAAUAGACAUGAGGUGAGAUUUUGUUGUAUAUAAUUUUUUUCAUUUAUCUUGGACUUAUUUACUCUCUACCACAUAAGGCACACACUUCAACACAUGUAGACAUUCUUAUAUGUACAAACGCACAUAUAUUUUCUCAAAUGUGGAAUGUAGAUUCAAUCUAGAUGAUCAUGAGACAUACUUUUUUUUGAACCCUUGCUUUUUAGACCCUUAUAGGGUGCAACCAGUGCUUUUUAAAUGUUUGCUCAUAUAAGUUGAAGAGCUACACUAUUUAAUUUUAUUUUUUCCCCACGAAAUUUCUCUAGGCCACGUUUCUCUAACCAUCCUAGCAGGACACUAGAAGAACAAAUAUCAAGCAUGAUAUUAAAAAUCGCCUUGGCUUUCAACGUUCAACGCAAACACCCGUAUGUUCUUAAUCAUACAGCUGCUUCCAUGCCACCGUAUUAUCAUGUAAAGAACACGUCGUGAUUUUACCUAUCCUGUCAUUCUGAAAGUGAACACACUUUCAUUUAAUUAGCCAAAAAUGAAAAGAUUAUCCGAGCACCAAUUAACGCCACCAACAGCUUCAUUUAUUAUACAGGACAGAAUUUGUCUUAAAAAAUGAUUGGAUUCAUGAUCUUUUUAGCUUCUUUCCACAGGCGAGAUGUGUUUAUGUAGACUUGCUAUGCAAGAAGCCGGAGCAGGUGCGCACAGGGAGCGGUUCUUAUGCACUUUAGGACAGGCGUUGGUUGGACGUGUGCGCAUCUCUACACACUGCGAGCCUUCCCGGGGGUCUGGAGUGGAGCCGUGAUACCGGGGGGCUAGGACUCACCAACUGGGACCGCAUGCUGCCGUUAACGUUGUGUUCCACAUUUUUAAAACACUGAUUGGGCAAAAACAGCUCGCAAGUGCAUUUUUUGUCGUCAUUUUCUUUUGUCAUAUAGUUUCUUUGCAUUUUUCUGUUCAAACAGGCUACAGUAUGAUUACUAGCUUAAUUACCUUGCUUUGUCACAUGUAUAUACAAACUUGAUUUCAGAAAUUAUUCUUUAUGACGAUUAUUUUCUGUGGUUAUGCUGGGGGAAUUUGGGUAGCACUGCAUAUUUGCAUUUUCUUUUAAAAAGAAAAUCUCACUGGCUAUAUUUAUCCGUGUCAUAUUUGCAGAAUCACUUUAAUUUGUUUAUGUUUAGUUCUUUUAAAAAAAAGAAGCAACCCUAAAAUUUCAGUGACUAGUCGAAAGACAAAGUAGUGUUAGAACUGAGACUUUGAAGCAAUACAACUAAAAGGAAACUAUUGUGAGGUUUAAAAAUGAUAAUAGGAAGAUUAUCAGUGUCCUGUCUGCCUCCACUAUGUAACCUAGUUCUUUUGCCUUAUUCACGUGCAAUAGCGAUAAGAGAUUUUAAUAUUUAAUUACUAAAAUCCACUCUAUAUCACAAGAUAUAGAAGUAGUCAUUGGAGAUCUGUGUUAACCAAAAACAAGUUUGAAAAAAUAGACUAAAAAUGUCAAAUGUAUUUUUCUUGUGCAUAUUCAGAUCACUGUGGCUUCCAUCGAGUCUAAUAUAUUGCAUAUUACUGCGGUUUCUUUUACGCAGUUUGACCUUUGACCCAAACAAAGAGAAGGGCAACAGCAUAGGAGCCUUAAACGAAGGGUGUGUCUACAGAGCCUUCAGACCAAGGCACUGGACUGGUUUCCAUUACCAUUGGACUGGUUCCAGCCAACAGGGAAGUGAAGCUUUGGUACUGGGGCCUGUGCUGUUUGAGACCCCCCCGACACACCUGGGCAAGGUCUUCUGCUAAUCAUGAAGGCCUCUGUGAGUUGGUCCACCAUGCACACUUGGCCCCAGAACCGUUCCCUGUGCUGUACGACAGCGCCCAUGAACCUUGGUGUUCGGGGGGAACCACCUCCCAAUGCGCUCUUGAUCAGUGCAUCUAGAACUCUCUUCAAACAAGAGCAGGUAUCCCAUAAGCACCUGGCUUGUCACACGUCUAGGUUCUGUACGCAUUCUCCAUAAAAUGCACGGACCCUGGAUCAUCGCUGCGUUUAACAUGAAGGAGCUAGAGAGAAGGUUUCUGUGAAUCUGUUAACACUAUGAAACAACCUUCCCAGCGUUGUGCCAAAACCAUAUGAGGAAACGUCAUGUACAGUAUUUUCUUAAUAUUUUCCUAUACAGUAGCAAACAGGUUUGUGAAUUAUACUCCACAUUGAAACCCACAUUUAUCCCUCAGCCCUGUCACCUUUUUUAUUUGUUUGUGAGCACUUGUUUGCUAAUGAGUCCAAGCACACGUUUUCCGCAAUAAUAUUGUAGUUUUAUCUGAAGGGGUCAUAGUUGAUUUAGUGUCCUAAAAAAAUGCAUGUCGUUCUUCCACAGGAUAUGAAAUGAAUUCUGGGAAGUGAGAGAACAGAGGGUAUGGGUGGGAGGAGUCUCACCCACCCACAGUAGUAGGUUAAGUAUUUGGAUGCAAAUACAAAUAUGUAUUCUUUAAUAUUCCUUAAUGUGAAUAGGAUGUUUGGCAUGUAUUACUAAAUAAAUGAAUAUUUAAGUGAA
Electrophorus electricus (electric eel) is the source of this 8424-nucleotide messenger RNA. RefSeq names its product transient receptor potential cation channel, subfamily M, member 3 (gene trpm3). NCBI's taxonomy places the organism in Eukaryota, Metazoa, Chordata, Actinopteri, Gymnotiformes, Gymnotidae. The record is from RefSeq and is a predicted model, not a curated record. Gene Ontology annotation, molecular function: monoatomic cation channel activity. Gene Ontology annotation, biological process: protein tetramerization; metal ion transport; monoatomic cation transmembrane transport. Gene Ontology annotation, cellular component: plasma membrane.